Molecule: messenger RNA, 2291 nt
Organism: Anopheles moucheti
Lineage: Eukaryota; Metazoa; Arthropoda; Insecta; Diptera; Culicidae
Product: maternal effect protein oskar
Exons: 4
Coding region: 211-1425 (404 amino acids)
Source: RefSeq, a predicted model, not a curated record
GAAUCUAUAAAUUGAUCUCCACGUAUCGGAUCUGGUUCCAUUUCCCCACACAUUUUGGGUGAACAGUAUCGGUGCGAGAACCCAUUCACCGGAUUGUACCACGUGAUCGAUCUGGUUCGGGGAAGAAAAAUACUCGGUGUGAUAAACUACCGGUGAAAAGUGCAUAUGAGUGGGCUGUUUGAUAAAAAAGUAACACAAUAAUUCUACAAAAUGGUUCUAUUCGCACCAAACACCUUUUAUGACGCGGAGGAGGACCUUAAGGCUCAGCUGCGCAGCGUUAUCAUCACCCAUUCCAAGGAGGGUGCAACGAUCGAUGAAAUAAUAGACGACUACAAGGAGCUGACGGGGACACAUUUGCUGAGCAUCUUUUUCAACCGUACCGUGCUGACCAAGUACCUGUCCAUGCUAGAUAACGUUUGGUGCACGACGGAUUCUUCGUGCGGUUUGUUGCUGUGGUUCUGCAGCACACCAAGGACAAAGCACGUGGUCCAUAUGAUACAGCAGCAGCGAUCACCUCGUGCUAAAGGAGGUAGCUACCGGCAGUACAUGCCACGUGCUAUUGCGCAGAAUAAUCAGGAUCAUCAAACUACCAGACCUACCGGUGGUACGGAAAUGGUUGCUUCCACCGAGGCGUCGAACGUAUUCAAUGGAUUCGUGUAUAACGAAACUAUGCAGAUGCGGGCAAGCACACAGCCUGCUCGAUCUUAUCGUUCCAAGCGGCCACCCCGCAUGGUACGGCACAAUCCGUACCAGCGAAGGACUUCGGAUCGUAACGGUACAACAGGCUGGAGACAAUCCAGAUCAGAUGAGCUGGAUUAUUCAAUGUACGGACCAUCGUACCACCGUCAUCAGCUAGUGGGAGACGACUUUUUUCUAGCCAUAGCUAAAUGGGAACUUGGAUUUUCAUUUGAUCGAGGUCACAUCAUCGAUAUGAGCGGACUCUGCAUCUCAGGACUAACGCUCUCGGAGGCUGCCACACGUGUAGAGGUCGCACCGUUCAUCGCGGACCACGUGCUAGUUAAUGUCGGUACCGUCGAUCUGCUGCAUGGACGUGAAAUGAUCGAUCUAAUACACGAUUUUGAUCAGUUAGUGGCACGGUUCCGCGAGCGUAACGUAGAACCGAUCAUGACAACACUUGCACCGAUUGCUAACUCAGGUGGUCGCACACCGAUGGCCGAUCGAUUGCUUAAGCUGAACGAGUACAUCUGCCGUACUUGUCCGCGUACUAUCGACCUGUGGAAGAACUUUGUGCACGCGAACGGAACCGUACGAUUCGAGUGCUAUCAGCCCGGCCCGCGGAAGGUAUCCGGUAGCAUAAUGCCACACGUUCUGUGGAACAAGCUCGGUCGGCAGCUAAUGCUGGGUGUGCUGGGUAACGAAAUAGCCACACAGCUAACUACCGACGAACAGUGGAGAUACUAUUGAUCAAGCUGCUUCCAUCUUUACUAUCUUUUUUGCUCUGCUACCUGUGUAGCGUUCCUUAGGGUUAAAGCUUUGCUAUUUAAGUAUGCCACUCGCACACACCAUCGGCAGUUAGUUAUUUUUUAAUUUGUUAUUUCAUGUUAUCGUGUCCCGUUUGGUGAUCUGUGUCUUAGCCUUUACGUUUGUUAACUGUCGUUACACACGCGUGUUAACUGUCGUUCGAAUUGUUUGCUUAGUUAAAACUCUUUUAAAGUUAUCAACAAACGGUUUUCCAUUGUUCCCACCGAUUGUAACGAAUCUGCUAAGAUAGUGAAGCGUUCGGUAUGAAGGACACACUGUACACCUUGGCCCCGGGACCAAGCGCAUCGUACAGUGUGUCUUUAUGUUCCUGAUCGGUACGGGCACACGUUAGUACGAAGCAGCAAGAAUUUGUCCUUCCGGAAGACGAAUUGGCUUGGUGCUUCGGAUACAUUACACCACUGGGCCCAGGGCGUGUCCCGUACCAACGAACGCACCCAGCGUGCAAGAGUUCCAGAAUUCAGCUCUCCAGUGAGGCCGGUCCAUUUGUAGAGGGGAGCGUCUUUUUGAACUCUAAAUCUGGUAAACGAGUAGAGGCUUGUAACAUUCCUGACCGGUCGAUACAAGUCGAUCAUCAUUGUUUUUGCUAUCUUUGAAACAUUCGUUACCACCGGUAUGAAACUUUUAAGCAUCACAAAACGGGCAGAGUGUGUACGUUAAUCUAUCCAAGCUGAUCAUGAUUAGUUUCUUAAGCAACCAAUUGUACCAAUUGUUAUGUUUAUAUGUGUUUUAUAGCGUCUUUCGUGUUUGUGCACUUUGUGUGUCAAUAAAAAUUGUACUUCCCAGUGCAA